UGAACGAGGAAGAAUAAGAUUGGAAGGCCUGAGGGACCUUAGAUAGUUACCAAAUUAGGGGUGAGAUUCAAAGAUAAUUGAUAAUUAAUAGUGUUAUCGUAUAUAUGACAAGUUGAUUUUGAUUUUCAAGGAAAUGGCCUAAACAACAUCCUUUACCACCUGUAUAUGGACAACCCUGCUCAUCUUAUGGAAGGCACAUCAUUCCAAACUAAUAGGGAGAUUCUUUGAAAUUAUGGUAUAUAGGUUCAAAUUGAAAUUCUUUGGAGAAUAAUGGAAAGAAUGUUCGAGAAUUUGUGCAUAUACUGAAACGAGAAUUGAUCUAACGGCUAAUAGUGUUAUUAAGUAUAUGACAGGUUGAUUUUGAUUUUCGAGGUAAUGGAGGGAGAACAAUACGUAUGCCUUAACGACAUCAUUUACUUCCCAGUAUGGACCACCCUCCUUAUCUUUUAUGGUAGGCACAUGAUUCAAAACUAAUAGGCAUUUGGAAUUUUAUCAGGUUUCGAAUAAGUUAUUUCAAACUAUUCUAAUUAUUCAACUAAGUUCUUCUUAUUUCAAAUUGCUUCCUUCAUGUAAGAUUAUGUUAUUUGUUCCUUUAUGAUUUAUGCCAUCUGAGUCUAAUCGGCCAUGAAAGUGUUGUUGUAAAACUCCUUGAUUCUAUUCACUUUGCUUUUUAAUUUUAAUUUAUGAGCUUUUAUUCUUAUUCUAUUCCGUUUAUGCGUUACAUACUCAAUUCAAUAUUGUUUGCAUUGACCGCUGAAAUCUGACAUGUACCCUUUCUUAUCUAUAAUACCUGGAAUUUUCUUAUAUUAACGAUUUUCUGAAAUACCUGUCAUAUCUUGACGAAUGACGAAUCCGCCAAAAUUUUCGAAGAUAACAGAAGGGGUAGGUACCUGAUGACCUGCGUAUUAAGCAAUUAGACUAUGCAAAAAUUCUGGCCCAUCUCAUAUAAAAGGCCCAAAGAGGGUUUUUCAGAUCAGUCUUCGCUUGGUAUACUUGUGAUACAGAAGUGUUCUUAGUUGUGAGAAAAAUUCAACGUAUUGUGAUUUUUGUGAUUCUUUCGUUUUUGUCAAGAUGUAUCAUCCGGAUUUUUCAGCGUACGGCAGGCCAGCUAUGUUUUUCGAUCGCAGAGGGAAUUUGGUACAGCCACCAGUUUGGCACACACCCCAAUUCUUACCGCCACCGAUCAUCCAACCUAGCCAGCAUUUUUAUCAGAAUAUUCCUGAUCAAGCUGCCAGUCUUCAUCACAAUGAUGUGCCUCCAACUAGCCAUUAUGAGGUGAACGGGACAACGUAUUACGGAAGUGCCAACAUUCAUAUGUUGGCCUCGGCGAACAAGCAGCACAGGAGACCGUUGCCUGAAGAGAGUGACAAUACAAAGGAUAAGAAAAGGAUGAGGAGGCACCACGAUAAUCAACGUCGGCAUUCAAGUUUUUACGAAAAACAAUCUGAUGUUGGCUCAUCGAGGUGUCUCCAGCAGCAGGGACCAAAUAAGAAAAAAAGCAAGAAGCCAUUCCCUAACAUUUACAAGCCGAUUCGCUCGGCAAGGGACGAAACUCCAUCUCAAGAUUGUAGCGGGAGUAUAAAGAUUAAAAGCGAAAAUAGAAUAGGUGCCGUUGCCAAAGAAAGGAAUAACUCCCAUAAGGCGGAGGACGCUGUUUCGCCUGAACAGUUUACAGUUAACUUAUCUAAUAGAACACUUAUAUUAUUUAUAUUAUACUAUAGUGAUAAAGAAAACAAGAAAAAUCAAAAAUAUAGCAAAUCAAUGAUAACAAGUACUAAAUAA
Molecule: messenger RNA, 1782 nt
Organism: Coccinella septempunctata (seven-spotted ladybird)
Lineage: Eukaryota; Metazoa; Arthropoda; Insecta; Coleoptera; Coccinellidae
Exons: 3
Coding region: 1072-1782 (236 amino acids)
Source: RefSeq, a predicted model, not a curated record